CGAUCCCGGCGCCCUCCCGCACACUCCCGCCCUUUCCCUUCUACCCUCACCCACCCAAUCAGUUCGUUACACAACAUCAAGCUACAGACAGAGAGGAAAAAGAAAAGGAAAACAAAGAGAAUCAUGCAUCCACCAACCAAGCCCCUCCGCCUGGCGAUCCUCGAAGCCGACACGCCAGCCCCAAAAACCCACGCGCGCUACGGCGGCUACCUGGGCGUGUUCCGGCACCUGUUCGAGCGCGCGGUGGCGCCGGCGCCUCUCUCGGCCGUGCUGACCCUGACGGGCCACGACGUGGUGCGCGACCCGGGCGGCGCCUACCCGUCGCUGGACGACGUCGACGCGGUGCUGGUGACGGGCUCCAAGCACGACGCGUUCGCCGACGACCCGUGGAUCACGGCGCUGGUCGAGUACGUGCGGCGCGCGCUCGCGCACGGCCGCGUGCGCGUCGUCGGCGUCUGCUUCGGCCACCAGAUCGUCGCGCGCGCCAUGGGCGCGCUGGUCGGGCGCAGCGAUCGCGGCUGGGAGGUCAGCGUCACCGAGACCAGGCUGACCGAGAAGGGGCGGGAGCUGUUUGGGAGGGAGACGCUGCAAAUCCAGCAGAUGCACCGCGACCAGGCGUUCAGCGUCCCUGCGGGCGCUGAGCUGCUCGCGUCCACCAACAAGUGCAUGAACCACGGGUUCAUCAUCCCCAAGCGGGUCAUCACCGUCCAAGGGCAUCCCGAGUUCACCGAGGACAUCAUGCGGGAGCUCCUCGAGACGCGGCACGCAAGCGGCCUGUUCACGGACGAGCUGUAUGAGAGCGGCGUAGCGCGGAACGGGGACCACCACGACGGCGUGCUGAUGGCCCAGGUAUUCAUCAAGUUCCUGCAGGAGCAAUAAUACAAACAGACCCGCAAUCGUGUUUGCUACGCAACCCGGAAAAAUCUGGCAGAUCCUCGCGCCAAGUGCGAUCGCCCGGCAAUCACCUGCAUGAUCACCCCCAUU
This is a messenger RNA of Thermothielavioides terrestris NRRL 8126, 984 nucleotides long. RefSeq lists its product as uncharacterized. Bases 124 to 879 code for a protein of 251 amino acids. The transcript has 2 exons. Gene Ontology annotation, cellular component: nucleus; cytosol. The record is from RefSeq and is a predicted model, not a curated record. Lineage: Eukaryota; Fungi; Ascomycota; Sordariomycetes; Sordariales; Chaetomiaceae.